AUGAGUAGAAGAAACGAUUGGUAUGAAGUUAGAGAUGUAGCUAAUUUUUAUCCAGCUGCUAAAUUGAUGCAAGCUUUAUUUUCUAAUAUAGAUAAAAAUGAUUUAAUGUUUUUUAUUUUUUAUUUAGCUUAUUAUUUGAUCUUAUUACGUGCAACAGAACUUGAUACAAUACUUCAUAGAAAAAUAAGUAAAAACCUUUGUAUUCAACGAGAUAAUGUUAGUCUUUGUAUUGCAAUCAUAAAUAUGGAAGAACACUCUAAUGGAAAUUAUCGUAUUUAUUCAAUAUCAAUUGUCAUUUACGAAAAAUAUAUUCAAAAUAUCAUAUCUCAUAUACUUUCAAUACGUUUAACAAAUGUUGUUAAUACAUCAUUAACAGGUUCAUCAGCAAAAUUAUGUUAUCAUCUUGCAACUAUUUGUAGAGAUAUUCGAAAUAAUAUAUUUGGUUAUUUUAUACCUCUUAUUAUCAUUAAUUUACGUUGUUUAUUAGUGAUAUUAUUUUUUACUUAUGGGUGUUCUAUGUUAAUGUUUUUUAUUAUUCAAAAUUACAAAGUUCCAUCAAUACAAAAAGUUGCUUUGUUUUUAAAAGAUAAUUCAAUGAAAAUCUAUGAAUUUUCUAUGAAAAAUAAUUUUAAUGGUUAUUCAAAAGAAGAAAAACAUUUAUUUGCAUAUCCAACUGUAUAA
Rotaria sp. Silwood1 is the source of this 681-nucleotide messenger RNA. Lineage: Eukaryota; Metazoa; Rotifera; Eurotatoria; Philodinida; Philodinidae. The record is from the annotation of a GenBank genome assembly.